UGGCUGCACCGGGGCUGGAUUUAUUCAGUAUUUUGAAUAUGUUUUGUGAUUCCUUUAGCUAGAAGUGAACUAAGAGAUUUGAACUAUGGGAGCUGGUUUUGACAGCUGCACUGUCUUUGACUGUGUUUUAGACGGAAGUGCUGCUUCAGGUUAUGUGUUCGCAUAUAAUUGUAUCACUUGUUCUUUAAGCACCAGCGAUAAUAGCUGCAGUCGGAGAAAAAAACAAACAAACAACAGUUUUGCGACCAUAACCUUCAGCCAGCGCAGCAGUCUUUGGUAGUAGCUAAAUGUUAAAUGUCUCUUUAUUUUGUGUCAACAUUUGACAUAACAUUUGGCAUGUGAAAUACUUGUUGCGCCAAAAGUGGCGCAACAGGACCGGUAGGUCUGGUUCAGUCACAUCUAGUUUUCUGUCUGCGCAUUUUCUUUCCUCGACAAACAAUCUUUUCACUUCUCUGAAUGUCUCCGACGCAGAGCCCGACGACUUUGUGAUUGUACCAUUAGUUUAAAUCGAGAAAACACAUUUUUUUUAAACACUUAGAAGAGUAAAAGCAUAAGAAAGUGCGGCACAGUCCUCAGAAAUGACAGCUAAACCGUAUUUCUAAACUUGAACGGACUUGUGCUGGCCUGCUCUUUGGCUUACAGCCGAAGUUACGCAGCGAAAACUAAUCACUCCUUGAAAUCACAUACUACCAAAUCAUGCUGUCUCAGUUUAGUCCAAUAUUAGAGGUUUAGAAAUAACCGGAGAGAUUAGUUUAACAGGAGGGGAGUAAAUAUUAAUGGGUUAAACGGGAUGAGUUGUACUUGUAUCGGGGAAGGGGAAACCUCUCUGUGUACUGGCAACCUAAUCAGAGCAGCCAGGACGGAAUGUGCUCAACGUCAAACACGUUUACAACCUACAGGCUGCAGGUUGCCAGCAGUCAGCUCUGCUACAGGCUGGAAAAACUGCAGGGGCAGAUGAGAAAAUUACAGACAACAUCAUUGUAAACCUAGAGUUCAGAAACGCAGGACUUGUGUUUACUUAUACUGUAGUUUAUUAAUGUAUUAUCUGUGGUUACGUCCGUUGUUGUUGCCUCAAAAUUAUAAUAAACGUUGCUCUAAGUUAUAAAGAACUGAUCCGACGAAAUAUCACAGUUUUCAAUAAUAAUUUAUGUUAAAAUAUUGGUAAUAGCCGAUGUAAUAACAUUGUCAUUAAGGCCCAAUAAGAAGUAAGGCAUGGCUCAAAAUGUUUAGUAAACCUCCCUCUUACUUUUCUCUUUGCAAUGACGCCGCCUUUUGACAGAACAAAGUCAAGACAGUUGUCAGAUUGUUGUGAUUAAAAACCCUGAAGGCUUGUAUCACUGAAGAAUGACUAUGAGCCGGAGAUUGUGACAGCAUGGCCACGACUGCAGAUGGCUGCAUUCAGUUCACACGCCAUGCAGGUGACGUCCUGCUCAACUUCAACCGCCUCCGCAGCAGGAACAUCCUGACUGAUGUCACCAUACAGGUGGACGGGCAGCAUUUUCAUGCUCACAAGGCAAUCUUGGUGGCCUGCAGUGGCUUCUUUUAUACCGUGUUCAUGAACCCCGAGAAUGCAAACCUUAGUGCCAUCAGCUUAGACCCCAAAGUGGACCCCAAGGGUUUCUCCAUCCUGCUGGACUUCAUGUACACAUCCUGUCUGAACCUUAAAGACAGUCUGGUCCUGGCCACCAUGAACACAGCCAUCUACCUCCAGAUGGAACAUGUGGUUGACACCUGCCACAGAUUCAUCAAAUCCAGGCAUCAGUCUCUGAACGUGCAGACUGAAGAGGUACGGAUCAACUCAUUACAUCUGGCUGAGGAGAACCCUGCAUUGAGGCCUGUUGAUGAAAAAGAGACAGACUUAAGAAAUGUCCGCACGUCAACCUCAUCCUUUGUCCAGGAGUGCAGGUGCAACAUCCCCAAUGUUUUCAGGGGUAUUAACACGUCCGGCUCCUAUCAUGUGUACGGUGACCUCCAUGUCCCCGCUGGGAAGCUGGAAGGUUCCCAUAAGAUCAGCGCCCCUACCAGAGGGGGGGCUUUGUCCCAGAAACGAUGCUCGCAGGUACCCAACACCAACAUUACUCACAGUGACUCCACCACCAUCAUCCCCCACCCGCUGCCAUUUCACCCCAGUUUCCCCACCACCAUCAUCCAACCAGCAGGAGUCCACAGGAGCCAUCAUGGGCCUGCUGCUCCCAUGGAGGAAGAAAGUAUUCAGCACCCGCAAACCAGCUGCCUGAGGUUGUCUCCAGGUUUUAGCAAAGGUGUCAUUUGUAGCCCUCAAAGCCCACUCCGAUCUGACUGCCAGCCAAACUCUCCCACCGAGUCCAGCAGCAGCAGAAAUGCAACCCUGAGCCUCAAACAUCCGUCAGACUGCCCCAAAGACGCCAAGGCCCGCAACUGGAAGAAGUACAAGUUCAUCGUUAUGAACCAAACUCCUGAUGAGAAUGAAAAGGAGGCUCAGGGAGGCAACGCUGAUGCUGCAGACAUGUCCCCUACACUGAGCCCCUGCAGAAGUGGCGGAGCAGGUGAACACAGUGAGGUCCAGUCACACGAGGGAGCCAGCGAGCACAGAGAAGAGAUGCCCAUGUCUCAGAGUGUUGACAGCUGCAGCAGCAGCACCUGCAGCAGCAUCAGCCACCGCAGAUGCUCCUCCUGUGGCUGUGACAGCCCUCAGCGCAUGGAGAUGGGUCACCUUUCUCCUGACUCAUACAGCAGAGACGACACUACCAAACUACACUCAGAGUAUUCCCCCUCCCGCUGUGAAAACAACACCUACUUCUGCAAUGGUUGUGACUCCAAGUUCAGUGAUGAAGAUUCCCUGAAAGACCACAUGGUCCAGGUCCACAGCGACAAGCCAUACAAGUGUGACUGCUGCCAGGCUGCCUUUCGCUACAAGGGCAACCUGGCCAGCCACAAGACUGUUCAUACAGGUGCGAAGCCGUACCACUGCAACAUCUGUGGUGCUCAGUUCAAUCGACCAGCCAACCUCAAAACUCAUACCCGGAUCCACUCUGGGGAAAAGCCAUACAAGUGUGAGACCUGCGGCUCCCGAUUUGUCCAGGUGGCCCAUCUUCGCGCCCACGUUUUAAUUCACACAGGAGAGAAGCCGUACCCGUGUGAGAUCUGUGGAACCCACUUCCGCCACCUUCAGACGCUCAAGAGCCACAUGCGCAUUCACACUGGAGAGAAGCCUUAUCAUUGUGAAAAAUGUGACCUCCACUUCAGACACAAGAGUCAGCUGAGGCUUCAUCUCCGACAGAAGCACGGCGCGGUCACUAACACCAAGGCUCAGUAUCGCAGGACUCCCAGCAACAUCACCGCGGGCCUCUUGAACUCCUGCUGAGCCGUCUGCAGUCCUCUCACGUGUCAUUUUUUGAUUUUCUUUUGCAUCGGGCACCAUGUUGUCAAAAGAUUUUUAUUUUUUCUAUACACAGAUAGAAACAUGAAUAUAUAUAUUUGCCCUUUAUGCAUUUGUAAAUGAUGCACAUUACUUUGUGUAAGCUCUUUGGUAUUUCAAAGAUUGUAAAAGUGUAUGCUUUCGUUGUGAAUGUAUAAUAACAGAAUGUACAUUUUGAAUGUGAAUUUAAGCAGUUAUUUCUCUUUUGUUCAAAUUACUUAACAGAAUGUCAGCUUUGAAGGACAGUCCUCUUUCUCAUUCGGAUUGAGAAUCGCUGUUACAGUUUUGCUUUCGAUAUUGGUUUGAAUUUCCCCAAUAAUGUGGUCACAGUUUAUGCAGUUACUUUUCAUUAGGCUGUUUUUGUAAAUAAGGUAAUAUCUGCUGGCAGAGUACGAAUAUAUUUACGUUUAGUUUGUUUUUCUUACGCACAGAAAGCUUCACUGAGGGGCUUGUUAUUUUGCCAUUUCAUAGUUUGUGGUAUGUAUUGUAAUAUGUACAGAUUGUCAUUCAUAUGAAAAAUUGCUAUGUAUAUAUUUUCUUCUCUUAUUUUCCAAUCAUUUUUAGGCUCCUGUUGGUAUUUUGCACAUACUCAUAAUGCUGUGAUACAUAUAUUUUCGUACUUUUAAAAUAUUUCUACUUAAAAUGUAUGUGACCUGUUGAAAUUAUUUGUUACGCCCAGUGUAUAGCACCUGCUAUAUAUUAUUUAUAGUCUUUUUUUUUUUUUUUUGCUGUACUCUCAUUACAUUUUGGUGCUGCAAUGAUCCCCCGUCCCCAGGGGAUCAUUAAAGUUUUAAUCCUAUUUUAUGUAACCAUAUGUAUUAUAGUACACUCAUUCAAACCAGUGUAUUCGUAGUGCCUUAUGUUCACACUUUCUCAGACUAACUAUUAAUGCAUUUUAAAUUUGAUGAUAUGAAAGCCCCGGUACUUAUAAACUGCUUUCGUGAUGCAUUUGCCAUUUUGCAUUUGGUACUUUGCCCUAUCGUUAUGUGUAUGCAUGUCAGGUACUGUUGUUAUGGAAGCUGAUAAUCUGUUGUGUAUAGCUCUUAAAAUGCAGAUAUACCAGGCCUCAAGCUAAAAAACGCUCAGGAAUAUUAGUAUUAUGUAAGCAGGUGUCUUUGUAACUGCAAAUUAUAUACAUAUAUAUAUAUAUGAAAAAAAUAUAUAUAUGUGAAAAUAAAAUAAAAUGUAUAUAAUGUA
Molecule: messenger RNA, 4594 nt
Organism: Seriola aureovittata
Lineage: Eukaryota; Metazoa; Chordata; Actinopteri; Carangiformes; Carangidae
Gene: bcl6ab
Product: BCL6A transcription repressor b
Exons: 9
Coding region: 1373-3343 (656 amino acids)
Biological process (GO): regulation of transcription by RNA polymerase II
Cellular component (GO): nucleus
Molecular function (GO): RNA polymerase II cis-regulatory region sequence-specific DNA binding; DNA-binding transcription factor activity, RNA polymerase II-specific; protein binding
Source: RefSeq, a predicted model, not a curated record